AUGAUGCAUUACAGCACCUCGAUGGCUGCCCAAAGGAGGAAAGACCGCAUGGAUACAGCUGAGAGGUCACAACUCAGACAUGAGAAUCUUGUGAGCCUGCUGGAAGUGUAUAAAAAGAAGAAACGGUGGUAUCUGGUGUUUGAAUUUGUGGAUCACACGGUCCUUGAUGAUCUUGAGGCAUUUCCAAAUGGACUAGACUACAGCAGGGUUCGGAAAUACUUAUUUCAGAUUUUGAGAGGAAUAGCAUUUUGUCACAGCCAUAAUAUAAUACAUCGGGAUAUUAAGCCAGAGAACAUACUGGUCUCCCAGUCAGGAGUGGUAAAACUCUGUGAUUUUGGUUUUGCUCGCACAUUGGCAGCUUCUGGGGAAGCUUACACAGACUAUGUGGCAACUCGAUGGUACAGAGCUCCAGAGCUGCUGGUGGGAGACACGAAAUAUGGCAGGGCUGUGGAUGUGUGGGCUAUCGGCUGUCUGGUAACAGAAAUGCUCACAGGAGAACCCCUGUUCCCUGGAGAUUCAGACAUUGACCAGCUCUACCAUAUCACCAAGUGCCUGGGUAAUUUAAUUCCAAGACACCAAGAGUUAUUCUGUAAAAAUCCCCUCUUUGCUGGCAUGAGGUUGCCUGAAGUGAAAGAGGCUGAAUCUCUGGACAGACGAUAUCCUAAGCUCUCUGCUUCAGUGCUAGAUUUAGCCAAGAAGUGUUUGCAGAUUGACCCAGACAAAAGACCAUCCUGUGCUGAACUCUUGCAGAGUGAUUUCUUGAACAAGGAUGGAUUUGCUGAAAGAUUUGCUCAGGAGCUUAAAUUAAGAAUUCACAAAGAAACCAGGGACCAUCAAUUACAAAAAAAAUCAAAAAUGAGUAGAAGGGAUAAAGAUGAUGCUGUAGAAGAAAGAAAGAUGCUUGGUGUACAGGAUUUCAACACUGACCCAAAGAGCAGAGAUGCAAAGAUGUUCAAAGUGAAGUGUUCUAAAGCUGAUGGAGAAAAAGCAGAGCGAUCUUCCGACCUGAGCUCCCUCUAUGACAGUGCAAUCAACCCAUUCAAAAUAUGCUCUCAAACCAACCUGAAAGAUUCCAGUAACAACUUGGGCUACAUCAAGAAUGCAGGCAUCGUUAUUCCUCCCAUUAACUGGAAUGUUUCUCCCACUGCAUCUGCAGUGGUGUCUGUGCCUGGGAACUCUAACUGCAGAGCUGAUGAAAGGAGUAAGAAUUACUUGAAACCAUUUUUAAAGCAAAUGAAGCAUUCUCCAGCAGGCCAUUACAGUGUAAGCUUGACUUCGGUAUCUAAUGAAAAGAACAUCCUUCAGGCAAAUAAGAAAAAACGGGAAUUCUCUAGGACAGAUGUGCAUUUGCCAGAACUAAAUAAUCUCCCUGAACUGAAAGGAGUGGAAGGAUGGCAUCCCAGAUAUCUCAAAAAGGAAAAUAAAACAGUUUCAGAGUCCCGGGUCCCCUCCCUUGCUGCUAUUGACCUUCAUAACACAAGUCUGGCCUCACAGCAGGCAGCUCUUUCUUCCAUUGUGUCAACCGCACCGCUCAGCUUGGUGUCAUCGGCAGACUUGCUGAGGGUGCACUUAAUUCCAUUAUGGAUGUCAUUGAUAAAGAUGUCCAAGAGCACUGGUCCCAAGACAGUCCUCUGGGGGGCACUGCUCGUUACUGGCUUGGACAUAGAACCAUUAAUCACCACUAUUUGUCUGUGGCCUUUCACCUCCCCUGUUAAAAGGCAUGAGUCCCAAGUGACUGUUAUUUUGAGUCCGAACAAUACCUUGAGAGACAAUUAAGCUACAGGGAGGGGCUGGAUGUCCCUUCCCGUAUUUUGACUCGUGCCUCAACCGCUCCUGGGAAGGUCCAGAAUAACGCCUGAGAAAAGGUCAAGUCAUGGAAUGGGGCUCAGCCUCACUUUCUUUGGUUUGGCUGUUGUUUGGAGUCCCAACCAACCCUGGAUCAAUAAAG
Messenger RNA from Meleagris gallopavo (turkey), 1948 nucleotides. RefSeq names its product cyclin dependent kinase like 2 (gene CDKL2). Gene Ontology annotation, biological process: protein phosphorylation. Gene Ontology annotation, molecular function: ATP binding; protein serine/threonine kinase activity. Gene Ontology annotation, cellular component: nucleus. The record is from RefSeq and is a predicted model, not a curated record. NCBI's taxonomy places the organism in Eukaryota, Metazoa, Chordata, Aves, Galliformes, Phasianidae.